Dentiscutata heterogama is the source of this 141-nucleotide messenger RNA. Lineage: Eukaryota; Fungi; Glomeromycota; Glomeromycetes; Diversisporales; Gigasporaceae. The record is from the annotation of a GenBank genome assembly.
AUGUCACAUCCAUCCGGAAGUUAUCCAAUCACCGUAUCAAUCGGUAGUGACUUCAUUCUAUCCUGGAAUUAUGAAUUUCACUGUGAUACCAGCAAGCCAAGUAGCGAAAACGAUGUGAGUGAUAAAGAAUCUGAAGGAUAG